UCUUGCUCCAGGAUCUAAAGGAUCAGGAGAUUCAUAAACAGUGGCAAAUGAUGAGUCAAGAUUAAACAUUCUUUAGUGCGGUGGAGGAAAUGGUAAAAAUACACAAGGCUGAAGGAAAUAUAAGAAAAGGAUGGAGGCUGACCUAGAGUAGAAAGCAGAGUCUAGUUGUGGUGGCGGCUGAUUUUUUUGUGAAUUUUGGGAACAAAAGUGGGGAGUCGGUAAGGGAUAUAUGUUGAUGAGUACAGCUACAGAAUAUUUAACAAUGGCAAUAGUUAGGGAGAGAAGGUGGAGAUACAUGUGCUUGUCUUCCCAAGACAUACACAAAUCAAGAUAACAUGAAUACUUGUACAUGGAAUCCUUAUAACUUUCAAUCAUUUAUGCUUCACACUGACGUGGAUAGAUGUACACGCUCACUUCCCCUUACCUAAAGUUCCUCUCAUACUCAAGAUGGACAUGUUCUUCACACCAUGGGUCUAGCUAGGGGCCAGGGGAAACCCUGCAUAGAGGACAUUGGUCUGUGGAAAUCUUCUAACUAUAACAUUUUCAGUGCAGUCGAGAUUUCCGUCUAGCAGACUCCUUGCCCCAGUCAUCCCCAGUGGUUGUCAUUAGUACCUAACCUUACCCUUGGUUUGGCAAUUCCAACCCAAUAACGGUUGUACCAGAAAUAAUCUGGUAUAGGAGAGUCAGGUAAUGGAAGUUCAGGGUGGCAAGCACCUGAACAGCUUCGUCAUGAACGUCAAACGCGUGCUGUAGACUUAUUUAGUUUAGGCUGUGUCAUGUUCUUCUGCAUAACUGGUGGCAAACAUCCAUAUGGUCAGAGUCUUGAACGUGAUACAAAUAUAGUAAAUGAUCGAAAAGACCUCUUCUUGAUAGAGAAUAUGCCUGAAGCAACUGAUCUGAUAUCUCAACUCCUACAUCCAUAUCCAGACUCCAGGCCAACGGCUGUGGAGGUACUGAAUCACCCUUUCUUUUGGAAACCUGAAACAAGGCUGUCUUUUCUUCGAGAUGCUAGUGAUAGGCUAGAACUUGAGGAUAGGGACAGUGAAUCCGAGAUCCUGACAGCAGUAGAAAGUAUCAAGACAGUGGCUUUGGGCGGUUCGUGGGAUGCAAAAAUGGACAGUGCCUUCAUCAAUGACAUUGGUCGCUAUAGGCGUUACAAAUUUGACAGUGUUAGAGAUCUAUUGCGGGUGAUUAGAAACAAGCUAAACCAUUACCGAGAGCUCUCAAUGGAGAUUCAGGGACUUUUGGGACAGGUUCCUGAAGGAUUUGACUCCUACUUCUCAUCCCGCUUCCCCAGUCUUGUAGUGGAAGUUUACAAAGUCAUUCAAAGAUAUUGUGCGGAUGAACAAAUAUUUCGAAUCUAUUUCCAAAACAAUCAUAUUUAACACCUAUUCAUCUAUACUGUUCAUAUCUGAUUAAGAGCUUUCCCAUUUUUAACCUUUUGAGUUGCUAACUUGUAUUUGUGUGCAUAUAUGCUGUAAAUUGUGAUCAUUAUUGUAACAAUAAUUCAAUAACAAAUGUUUCUCCCACCUUAAAAAACGAGUCAUUUUGUUUAUAUUUUUUGUAUUUUAAAUCAGCAAGCUGUGAAUGAGUGAUUAUGGUUGGUGACAACCCAA
Molecule: messenger RNA, 1616 nt
Organism: Cuscuta epithymum
Lineage: Eukaryota; Viridiplantae; Streptophyta; Magnoliopsida; Solanales; Convolvulaceae
Source: the annotation of a GenBank genome assembly